UUUUCCUUUCCUUUCAUAUUUGAACCUCUGGUCAACAGUGCAACAUCAGGUGGCAUUCUUGAUAGAGCUAUUGAAGCAGAAGAUAGGAAACAUGGAGACUUUUUGAGACUGGAACAUGUUGAGGGGUACCUGGAACUAUCUGCCAAGACAAAGGCCUAUUUUACUACUGCAGUUGCUCUUUGGGAUGCAGAUUUCUAUGUCAAAGUUGAUGAUGAUGUACACGUGAAUAUAGCAACAUUAGGAGCAACACUAGCUCGGCAUCGCUCAAAACCAAGGGUGUAUGUUGGAUGCAUGAAAUCUGGUCCUGUACUUGCUCAAAAGGGUGUAAGAUAUCAUGAACCGGAGUCCUGGAAAUUCGGUGUGCCAGGAAAUAAAUAUUUUCGUCACGCUACAGGACAAUUAUAUGCCAUUUCAAAAAAUUUGGCUACUUAUAUAUCAAUAAACCAGCACCUUCUGCACAAGUACGCAAAUGAGGAUGUUUCGCUGGGGUCUUGGUUCAUUGGAUUAGAUGUGGAGCACAUAGAUGACAGGAGAUUAUGUUGUGGAACACCCCCUGAUUGUGAGUGGAAGGCUCAGGCAGGCAACAUCUGUGUUGCUUCCUUCGAUUGGAGCUGCAGUGGCAUCUGCAAUUCUGCCGAUAGGAUCAAGGAGGUUCACAGACGAUGUGGGGAAGGUGAGAAAACUCUGUGGAAUGCAAAUUUCUGAUUUGCAUUGACUUCUCCAAUCUCUGGAAUUUACAGACUUUCUGGGAAAGCCGAGAACACUUGGUGGUUGUAGAGUGAAAAUGCACCUUUUUGUCCAUCAUCUGGAAGUCUUUUCUUUACAAGACAGAUGUAAAUGUGAUAUAAAGAUAGAAAUAGAGGUUGCAUUCGAAAUUUGCUUCAUUGUAGCAUAGGAGACAGUUCAUUGUAGCAACUCUAUCUGGAGCAAUGUAAACACAUUUUUUUGCCAUGCUGUAACAUCCAUAUAUUUGAUGAUCAUUAUGGCUUAGUGGAACUCAUAAUAAGUCUGUAUUCUAAAGCAAGCUGUUACUGCCUUUUUUGCUGCUUUUACAUUAUAGUUUGUCUUUCA
This is a messenger RNA of Olea europaea var. sylvestris, 1071 nucleotides long. RefSeq names its product probable beta-1,3-galactosyltransferase 2. Gene Ontology annotation, cellular component: Golgi membrane. NCBI's taxonomy places the organism in Eukaryota, Viridiplantae, Streptophyta, Magnoliopsida, Lamiales, Oleaceae. Gene Ontology annotation, molecular function: hexosyltransferase activity. The transcript is spliced from 6 exons. The record is from RefSeq and is a predicted model, not a curated record. The annotation marks the transcript as partial.